Mesocricetus auratus (golden hamster) is the source of this 1345-nucleotide messenger RNA. RefSeq names its product small integral membrane protein 19 (gene Smim19). The transcript is spliced from 4 exons. The record is from RefSeq and is a predicted model, not a curated record. The coding region runs from base 254 to 577 and encodes 107 amino acids. Lineage: Eukaryota; Metazoa; Chordata; Mammalia; Rodentia; Cricetidae.
CCGCCCGUCCGCCCGCGCGCGCGGCCGCGUCACCGCCCCGCCCCGCCCGGCCGGCCGGCCCCGCCCCGUCCCGGUCGCGGGCUGCAGUUCAGACCGGACGGCGCGGCUGCUGCUGCUGCUGCUGCGUGCUGACGGUCCCCGGGCGCCGGUGCCCGGCGGGAACGUGGACGGCCUGUCGGAAGAGGACCGUCCUGCAUGCCACCGGGAGCGGAUUGCACAGGCUCGGGGACGCGGCUGGAGGAGGCCAGAUGCCAUGGCUGGAAGUUAUGGCGUGAUGGGUGAUGAUGGUUCUAUGGAUUACACAGUCCACGAAGCCUGGAACGAAGCCACCAAUGUGUACUUGAUAGUGAUCCUUGUUAGCUUUGGUCUCUUCAUGUAUGCCAAGAGGAAUAAGAGGAAAAUUAUGAGAAUAUUUAGCAUGCCACCUUCAGAAGAAACCUUGUCAGAGCCCAAUUUUUAUGACACAAUGAGCAAAAUUCGCUUAAGACAACAGUUGGAAAUGCAUUCCAUUUCAAGAAAGUAUGAGUACCAACAGCCACAGAGCCCAGCUGACAGCGUGCAGCUCUCGCUGGAAUGAAACUUCAAACUCAGCACCGGAAGUGACAGUGGAGCAGUGUGGCAGCAAGUUCCUAACCCCCUCCCUCAAUCAUGACCCAAGGCAUUUAGUAAACUUGUCACAUCAAGUCAUCCCACCACCCCCGUCCCCCACCUCCGCCUUGGCUUUCUUUUGCUUCUUCUAGGGCUUGCUCCAUACGUACAAAAACACUUAGGAAGAUUCUCUGUGACUACAGAUGAGGGCUUUCUCUUUUCAGGAUCUUUGAUGUCUUCAGGAUACAGCGAGAAAUACAAACAUGUCUUUGGAAGCAAGAAUCUUGGAGUUAGUGUCACUAUGAUGAGAAUAUUGUCACAGCAUUAAAAUAUGAACUUCUAGCUAUAUGAGGUGGUUCGCUGUUAGGUUGUGGUCUGGGAUGACGAGCUUAACAUCAGUAACAGACUGACUUGUGUCGCUCUCACUGUUGUUGCUGGCGCUGAGUUGGUGACUUUUGCUUCACAGCUUGUAUGCCACACCACUGAAGUUGUACUGUCUUCUCCAUCAUGAAGCACAGCCCAUCUGCUGGUUGUAGAUGCUUCUCUAACUGGGUUUGCCUCCCUUUGAUUGUAUUCCCAAAAACUUGUUAUUUUGUUUCUGAUUGCAAAUUCCCUUGCCUCCAUAGGGCUCCUUGAGUCCAUGCUGUUAAACAAAGAGACAUCUGUCUUGCUGUUGGCAACUUCCCCAUGUUUCUCUGUCAGUGUUGAAUGUUACUGUCUCGUGUCUUCUGCUUUUUAAAGCUUUGUUGAAGACCCA